UGAAGAUGGCGUCGGAUUCAAACGGCUUCCGAUUAAAUGUUGAAGGUUAAAAAUAAUAAAAACUAAACUGGGUUCAGAAGCGGAGCGAUGCAGACCGAAGCGGCGGAGCAGAGGAGACAGCCUGCCCGCGGCCGGCGGGGGGAGAGCGGGCACGGCCGAGCAGACCCGCGGGGGAACCGGUCCAAGGUUGCGGUCAGCUCUGUCGGGAGCUCCGAGGAGGAGAUAUCAAGGUUGAAAGAAAUCAUCACCGUCAUGCAACGGAAAGAGAAGCCGGCAGGAGAUGGAGGAGGAAGCAGAGAGGCAGAUGAGGAGGAAGAGGAGCGAGAGAGAGCGAGAGGGAGGGACAGAAAUCGAGGAGAUGGAGGGAAGAGGAGGGACGGGAGAGGGAGGAGGGCGGCGUCAGAGGGAGGUGACGGGAGUGAGGAGAGGGGGAGGCUGAGGCGGAGAGUCAACCAGCUGGAGAAAGAGAAGCUGGAGCUGACGUCUAGCCACAACCAGGAGCUGUGCAGGCUGCAGGCGGAGCUGACCCGGCUGAGGUCGUCAGUGGAGCGAGGUGAAGCUCAGAGGGUGGAGCUUCAGUAUCAGCUGACUGUGAGUCAGAGAGACGCCGACCGAGCCGCCAAGCUCAGCCGAGACAAACACACACUCACAGAGCGAGCAGCAGAGCUCCAGCACACAUUGCAGGAGCUGCAGAAAGCUCUGGACAUCACCCGACACGCCAGGGAGGAGGACCAGCAUGCUUUGCAGCAGGAAGUCGAGGAGCGUGACAAACUGAUUCAGAGCUUCAGUUCUGAAAACCAGCGACUGCACCGACUGCUGCAGGCUCAGGAGGAGGCUCUGGAGGAGUCGGAGAGGAGGAUGGCGGAGGUGCAGAAGGAGAGAGAGAAGGAGGCUGAGGUGAACAGACGACAAGCAGACGAGCUGAAAUACCUGAGGGAGAGAGAGGAGAGGAGCAGGAAGGAGAAGGAGGUGUCAGAUCAGAGGGUGAGGUCUCUGGAGGCGAGCGUCGAGGCGGAGCGAGCGGCUCACCUGGAGUCCAAGUUCAACUCUGAGAUAAUCCAGCUGCGGGUGCGGGACCUGGAGACGGCGGUGGCGGUGGAGCGGUCCGGCCAGCAGGAGGCGCAGUGCAGCCUGGAGCUGCUGAGGGCUCAGUUCAGAGAGGUGGAGAGAGCUUACAGCCUGGAGAGAGAGAGGAGCGGCAGCACUGAGCGCGCUCUGGAGCGGCUGCAGACAGAGUACGAGCAGUGUAAGUCUGAGCUGAGCAUCGCUCUGGAAACCGAGAGGAAGACGACCUCUGACCUCUCAGGAAGGCUGGAGGAAGAAAAGAAACGACACGCCGACACACACUCGCUGCUGGAGGAGGCAGCUAAGAGACAGUCUGACUCUGAGGAUGUUCAUGUGAACUGUGUGCAAAGGAUCAGAGAAACACUCCAACAACACAACAACACAGUGCAUGAUGGGAAACAGAGUUCUUCUGCUGAGGUGCUGCAGCUGCUGAAGACGACGCUCGGUAACGACCGGCUCAGACUGGAGGAGACUGAGAAGCAGGUCCAGGAUCUGCUGUCUGUGUCAGAGCGGCUGCAGGAGGAGAACCACACCCUCCGACAGCUGACCUCCGAUCAGAGCAGACAGAUGGAGGAGUCUCGGCAGGUGUCCGUCAACCUGGAGGAGGAGCUGACUCGCCUUCGCCAGGAGAGCUCCGAUUGGUCGACACAUAGCCGCGGCCUGCAGGCAGAGCUGCAGAGAGAGAGGGAGGAGAGGAAGAGAGAGGAGGAGGAGAGGACGGCAGAAGUCCAGAAGAUAACUGAGCAUUUCCACAAAGAGUCGAAGGCCCGGCUGUCCUUCCUCUACUGUCUGUACCAGCGCCUCCUGGCCGGCUGCGUCCUCCUCAAUCAGCCCCACAGCAUCCUGGGUAACUUCACCUGGAAGGAGCUGUGUGAUGUCAUCACUGAACAGGUGGACGGGCUGACCUCUGACCUCCAGAAGGCCAACGACAAGAUCGCUCACCUGCAGCGCGUGUGCGACAAGAAGAGCGAGUGUGUGCGCGAGCUUCAGCGCAGCCAGGAGUGUGUGUUGUCUCGUCUGGAGGAGAGCGUGAGGAGGAGGGAGGAGGCCUGGAGCAGCCGACACACACACACGGUGUCACAGCUGGAGAACGAGCUGCAGGUGUGUCGCUCUCAGUGCGACUCUCUCCGCGAUCACGUCUCCUCCCUGGAGCUCCGCUGCUCCUCUCUGACCUCUGACCUCUCCCGGCUCCAGGGCCUCCUCUCGCGGAGCCGAAAGGAGUCGGCCUCCCUCCUGUCGGCCUGCGCCCUGCUCGCCGGGGCGUGGGAACACACCCGCCGCCGUCUGCGGUGGCUGUGCGAGCAGAAAACCCUCCUGUCCCGGCGGCUGGCAGAGAGGGAGCUGCUGGAGGAGGAGGUGAGGAGGCUGGCCGACGCUCUGGGAGGCGAGGAAGAGGAGGGACCAGGAAGGAGGGCAGUGAGGAGGUGGAGGAGGAGUGUGUGCGCGGUGCUGGCGGCGAGGAGGUGGUGCACUCUGGCUAAAAAGACGACAGUGUUGUUUCGACUGGAAGGAGGCGGCGGCGGUUCGGCGGUGUGUGUCUGCGGAGAGUUGGCUACGGCAACACGGAAGGGUCAAGACAUGAGCAGUGCAGAUGAUGGUGGUGAUGAAGGUCGUGCAGGUGUGUGCGCUCGGUGGCUUCGCUCUAAACGUCUCUCCUCCACCAUAGUGUCCUCCAUGGCCGACCUGCAGGGGGCGCUAACACACACUGGCUCCUCCCCCUCAGACGUGACGUCGGCAGCUCGUUCAGGUUUGUCCCGCCUCUUGGUUCACCUUCUUGACCAAUCAGACGUGGUGUCCCACAGAGUGGACGAGGAGACGCUGAGCGGCCGGCUGAGACUCGGCCUGAACAGACUGACACCUUCACAACCCAACAUGAAGGCCCUGGUGUCGACCCUCCAGCAGCAGUUCCUGCUCUUCAGCCAACGACUGCACUCAGCCGAGGUGGAGAGGCGGAGUCUGCGGCUGGAGGUGGCCAAUCUGAAGAGAGGGCUGCGGCGGGAGAGGGAGGACACCUGCAGGACGGUCCCACCCGAGCGUUUCCACAGUGUGUGUGUGGAGCUGCGUCAGGCUCUGAACAGAGAGCAGGAGGCUCAGACGCUGAUCCAGGAACAGACCAACCAGCUGCACACGCUGCAGCUACAAGUCAACACACACACCUCGGAGCAGACCAGCACACAACACACACUGAGCCGGACCACACAGGCUCUGUCCGAGGCUCGGCACGAGGCGAGUCGGAAGGAGCGCUCGCUGAGGAUUCUGGGUAAGCACCUGUCAGGUGUUCAGAAGGAGAGGAAGCAGCUGGAAGAGCGGCUGCAGCGAGCCGAGGUUGAGCUGAGGGACGCCGCCAGGCGUAAGGAUCAUGUGAUCAGCUACAUGAAGGCUGCAGAGAUGAGCUACAAGGAGGUCAGGGAAAGUCUCAUCCAAUCACGGCACUUGCUCUUAGCUCAGCCCCGCCCCCUGCUGUUACCCAGGGAACACCUGGAGCUAAGUGGAGCAGAGAGCAUCAUGGGAGAUCCAGAGGUGGCAGCAUGCCAGAGUCUUCUCUCCAUCAUCUCUCAGGUGUGUCACACCUGCAGUUCCAGGAUAGACUGGUUGGAGCAGGAAGUCGCCGCCCACCGCAGUCACGUGACAGCUCUGCGCAGCGAGCUGCAGGACGCCUGUCUCCGUGACAACCUGGCCUUCGUCCCUGUGACAGAGUUUCCUGAAACCUUCCCGUUCGCUGACAUUGAAAUACCUCCACCUGUUCCCCUCUCUGAUUCCUCAAAGGACCCACCAGUGUGUUUAAACCCCGCCCCCUCCUCCCAACCAAAACCUGCCCCCUCCACCCUGCUCCCCAAACAACCCCCCAGGGCCAAGAUGAAGGAGAAGAGGAAGAGCAGAGGACACGUGAAGAGCGGCGGGAGGAGAUAGACACACCUGGAAAACUGAAGACCACCUUCUAGUUUUGGAAAGUUAUGGAACAGUCCUGGUAUUUCGUCUGUUUAUGUCAUGGCAACAUGGAAAGUCCUGGAAAAGUGUGAAGUCAGUCGAUCAGUAAACGUCCAGAAAAUCAAAACUUUAUUUAUACGAGUUUCAGCUGUAGAAAAAAAACUUUUACUUUAUAUCUUUCUCCACACACAGCUGGUUGGUGACAGACGUGUGGAGGCCAUAUGGUGUGUGUGUGUGUGUGUGUGUGUGUGUGUGUGUGUGUGCGUGUGCGUGUGCGUGUGUGCGUGCGUGUGUGUGAGUGUGUGUGAGACAGAUCAGCAGCUGGUUACUGUGUCAGUUUCCUUCACUAAAACGUUUUCAGAAGAUUUAAUGCAGAAGGAAAAGGCCACUCAUAGAACCCAGGUGACACAGGUGAUCAGUGUGAAUCCACCUGCAGCAGAUCUUCAGUCUCGUUUCUCUCAGAUUUGAACUGUAUUGUUUUAAUUAUCUCCUUUUUCUUUGUAGUUGUGAGUUAAUUGAAGAGAGGAUUUAGUCCAGGACAUCUGUAUCAGACUGAAUUCAUUUUAGCUUGGCGUACGGAAUAAACGUGUGUGUGUGUGUGUGUGUGUGUGUGUGUGUGUGUGUGUGUGUGUGUGUGUGUGUGUGUGUGUGUGUGUGUGUGUGUAACAGUGGCCAAAGAUGCUGGAAAUGUAGAAACAAAAGUGAGAAAAGUUUUCAACCAGAAGAAGAAAAACACGACAUUUUACUUCUGCUGCAUCAGCACGACGACCGUGUGUGUGUGUGUGUGUGUGUGUGUGUGUGUGUGUGUGUGUGCGCCCCCUCAGGCUUUGCCUCUGUGGAUUUCUAUUAAUGUGCGAGUACAAAGUACAUGCUCACGCUCACACACCCUCAGGCUCUGUGUGUGUGUGAGUGUUGAGACGUCAACAAAGCGACUUAAGCUGCUGUCACACACACACACACACACACACACACUCUCACUGAGUUGUGCUGAUUCAGCUGAACAGGAAUCUCUUCUUUCCUCUGGAGAUGUUUGGUCCUUCGAUGGUUCAUCUCUCUCUCGCUUCCAUCUGCACUAAAAAAAAAAAAAAUACAUUUUCUAAAUUUUAGUGUUUUAUUUAAUUUUUUUAAUGAUGUGGAAUUUCAUGUGACAAAACCUUCACAAUCUCCACUAAUCUGUCAGUUUAUUAGGAACUCUGAGCUGAGACUCAGUGUGAUGCAUCACUUCCUGUAAUGAGGUAUUUUUAGAGACGUGUUGAUUCAUUUCGGAGGCUGUAGCUUUGUUGCUGUUGAACUGUUUAUUUGACCUGCGACGUCCGGAGCUUCUCCAGUCUUCCUCUUCUGGACGGACAGACAACCUGAAAACAAAAUGUCCUCCGGUUCUGACUGUCUGACUAUCAUCCGGAUCUGCCCAGAGAUGAAACGGGUUCAUCACUUUCCUGUGACCCGUCGCUCCGUAAAGUUUCUCCUGCUCACAAACAAACAGACGAGUAAAAUACAAGCAGCAGAAAAGGAAGGAUGCUGAUUGGCUGCAGUGACGGAGGUUGUUACUCUGUUUCAGGUUUCCUCGUCUCUCCCCAGGUGGACUUCGGCUGUGGUCAUGUGGUUUGUGUCAGACCAGGCAGCUUCACAGAUGUUUGUUUGUUUGUUUGUUUGUUUGUUUUGUGGAGGGAAAACUUUGCAGUCUUGUCGUCUUUUCGCUGUCUUGGGGGUGACUGGUGUGACUGCUGCAAUUAAAACUCUUUUCUUCA
Molecule: messenger RNA, 5741 nt
Organism: Seriola aureovittata
Lineage: Eukaryota; Metazoa; Chordata; Actinopteri; Carangiformes; Carangidae
Product: coiled-coil domain-containing protein 171-like
Exons: 25
Coding region: 88-3975 (1295 amino acids)
Source: RefSeq, a predicted model, not a curated record